UGUGUAAGGGGCACCACAGCAGAAGAAACACCACAAUCGACCGACCUGCUAGGGCCCGUGUCGCUGCCAAGGGCUGACGGAAAAAGUCGAUUUUUCUGGUUUUUCCGGUGGAAAAUUCCGGAUUUCGUGCGUGAUUCGUGUGCAGCUAGUGAAGUUAAAUCCCUCAAAAACCAGCAUGUUCCUUUAACACCCACACGGUCCACACACGCACCAUGGAUGUUUCCGCUGGCAACAACAGCCAGCUCGCCAUCGGCAUCGAUCUUGGCACGAGCUACUCCAGCGUUGGGAUCUACCGGCGCGGCAAGUUCGAGAUCAUUGCCAACGGCGCCGGUAACCAUCGCAUUCCCUCGUGUGUCGCCUUCACCGACAAGACUCGCCUCGUGGGGGACGAUGCCGUCGAGCAGGCCGACCUCGAUCCCGGCAAUGCGGUUUGCGAGGUCAAGCGGACGCUCGGAGGGUCCUCCGCCGCCAAGAUGCGGGUUCAGUUCCGCGGCGAGACCAAGCAGUGCCAUCCGGAGGAGAUCUGCGGGGUCAUGCUGGGUAGCUUGAAGGCGAUGGCCGAACGGAAGCUGGGUCAACGGGUUGGGGCGGCGGUGGUGACGGUUCCGGCUGGGUUUACCGAUGGGCAGCGGCAGGCGAUGCUGGAUGCGGCCGCGAUCGCCGGGAUCAGUGUGCUGAGGUUGGUGAACGAACCGACGGCGGCGGCCAUUUCGUACGGGAUUAACAAGAAGUUGGUGGGGGAGCAGUGGGUGCUGGUGUGUUCCCUCGGGGGAGGGUACUUGGACGUGUCCAUUUUGACCGUGUACAACGGAGUGUUUGAGGUGAAGGCCACGUCCGGGGAUAACGAGCUGGGUGGGACGGACUUUGAUGACCGGCUUGUGACGCAUUUCGCGAAGGAGUUCAACGAGAAGUUCGGCGUGGACGUUGGAAGCAACAAACUGGGCAUUCGGAAGUUGCGGAAGGCUUGUGAGCAGGCCAAGCGGACACUUUCCUACACGAAUCGUGCCACGAUCGAGAUUGAAAACCUUCACGAGGGUCACGCCCUCUCCACAGUUUUGACCCGCGAACUGUUUGAGGAUCUGUGUCGGGAUCUGUUCGAGCGGAUCAUGCUGCACGUGGAGAUGGCGCUGCGACGAGCCCGCAAGGAUCGCUUCGCCAUCCACGAGAUUAUGCUGGUCGGCGAGUCUUCGCGGAUGCCGCGCGUCCAGAUCAUGCUGAGUGAGUUUUUCGAUCGUCGCUCGUUGGCCAGUUCGAUCAACUCGGACGAGGCGGUGGUGGUGGGCGCGUCGAUUGCGGCGGCUAUUUUGAGUGGGGAAAAGUCGCCGGAGAUUCAGGAUAUUCUGUGGUUGGACGUGGUGCCGAGGUCGAUCGCGCUGGAUUGUGGGGAAGACGCGGCGCCGCGGAUUUUGAUCAGCCGGAACUCGACGGUUCCGAUCAAGGUGAAGCAUCGGGUGAGGAACUUCCGCGAGACGCAGCUGCUUUACGAGGGGGAAAGUGCCAUUGUUAGUGAUAAUGUGCUGCUUGGGAGGUUGAAGAUCGAGGGGGACUUUGGGGAGGAGUUGGAGGACGUUGGGUUGCUGUUCAGUACGGAUACGAACGGGAUUCUGCAGGCUGUGGUGGAGGGAAAUAUUGAGCUGAAGGCAACGCUGGAUAAGGGACGGCUGGAGCGGUUCGAGAUCGAUCGGAUAGUGUACGAACACAAGAAGAUUCUGCUGGAGACGGAAAAGGGCGAGGAAGAAGUUAAAGAGCAGAAGAUCGAGAAGGAACAGAUCGCGGUGCUUCCAUUGAGCAGUUCCGUUGAGUCGGAUGAAUUGGCGGGUACGUGGGAUCGGUUCAGCGAGUGGCUGCACUGUGUUUGCAUAGUGACGUUCGAUCUGGAACUGGGUCAGGCUAUGGAGUUGAUCUACCCGAAGCACGUGUCCCUGACGGAGCAGGAGAAGAUGAACAUUUGUUACUUGGCGUUCCCGGACUCCAACUCCGGUUGCAUGGGAGACUCGCAGUUCCACAUCCGGUUACGGGUUUCACCGGGGUCGGAAUCGUCCGGGUUGAGACGCGAGCACGCCGACUUCAACUGCCACUGUUUGCCGGUGCAUCGAGCCGAUCCGGGUCACUUUUGGGGUUUCGUGUACUUCCGGCAGAUCAAGGACGCUACGCUGAAGCGAGGUUACUUUCAGAAGAGUUUGGUCCUGCUGAGUCGGUUGCCGUUUGUCAAUUUGUUCUACGAGAUUUGUGCGUUGAUCGCACCGUCGUUCUUUGCCAGUGGAGAACCGACGCUGGAAGCGGUGUGUGAUAAUAUUUGCCAUUGGCCGUCGCUGAUGGCCGGAGAGAAUCUGUCGCUCCACUUGCUGGGUAGUAUUUACGAGAUUUCUAUUCCGAAGCAAAACUACAAAUCUCUAGCGGCGGCGGAGAAGGUCAACCGGGAAUCGGCAACUCCGCCGGGAUCGCAAACGCAGAUCAUCGCUUCAAUCCACGAGAUCGACAUCUUCAAGAGUUUGCAGUUCUUCCUGCCCCACAUCCACCUGCUUUGGGAGCUGGUCCUGACCGGCGAGCCCAUCGUCGUGACCGGAACGUCCCCGACCGACUGCGCUCACAUGGUCCAGUCGUUGAUGGGUCUCAUCAGUCCGCUGUCCUACUGUGCCGAAAGCCGACCCUACUUUACGAUCCACGACACCGAGUUCAAGGAGUUUACCCAGAACAAACACGGCCACCCGUCAAUUAUCCUCGGCGUAACGAACCCGUUCUUCGCCAAAACCCUCCAGCACUGGCCGCACACGAUCCGGCUGCAGGACAGCGCCGAAAGCCUAGCCCUGCUCAAGCAGAAGCAAGCGGUCAUCUCCGGCGGCGUGAACGUCACCAAUUCCGGCUCGGAAGCCGCAACCCUGUCGAAACUGUCCAAGAUCAAACAGAUCACCAACAAACUGUUGGAUUCUUCCCCCGGAGUUUACACCCAGUACAAACCGUUCAUCUCCAAGGACAAAGCGUUCCUCAAGAAGAUUCUGCUGGGGAUAAAGACCGAACGUCCACCGUCAGUACAAUCCGCCCUGCUCCGGCGGCAUCUGCUCGAACUCACCCAAAGCUUUAUGAUCCCCCUGGAGCGCUACCUGGCCUCGCUGAUGCCCCUGCAGAAGGACAUUUCCCCGUUCAAAUCCGCACCCCAGCCCAACCCCUUCAAGCAGGAAGAUUUCCUCGCAACGCUCGAAGAGUGCGGCCCCCAGCUGACCUCCAGCUGCAAGGGCGACUGGGAAGGCCUGUACAAGCGGUUCUUCGCCUCGCCCAACUUCAAAGGCUGGUACGAAACGCGCCACUUUGAACUCCAGCAAACCCUCCAAGCGCUGCACAUGCAAACGCUGUCCGAGUCGAACCUGGCCGAGUGGGUCAAGGGCAAGCACGAGGUCGAAAUCGUCGACAUGAUCCUGCGGCUCAAGCAGAAGCUCACCCUCUGCGGCAGCACCCAAAUGGCCGCCCUGCCCGUCCAACUCAACACCAAGGACACCCGCGAGCAACUGCUGCGCCAUCUGGACAGCAUGAAGCGCUGUCUUCCGGACGACCUGAAGCAGAUUUUAAACAAUAUCUGAUGCAUGUUUUUAACCUUAGUUGCUUAGCAAAGAAAAACAAA
Culex pipiens pallens (northern house mosquito) is the source of this 3616-nucleotide messenger RNA. RefSeq lists its product as uncharacterized. The record is from RefSeq and is a predicted model, not a curated record. Gene Ontology annotation, cellular component: recycling endosome. Gene Ontology annotation, molecular function: ATP binding; guanyl-nucleotide exchange factor activity; ATP-dependent protein folding chaperone. The transcript has 2 exons. Bases 213 to 3575 code for a protein of 1120 amino acids. Lineage: Eukaryota; Metazoa; Arthropoda; Insecta; Diptera; Culicidae.